CAAGCGGAACAAACGUAAGUCUUCUUGUUUCUGCCGGUUUCCAAAACUGGUGCACAGGCGGUUUACUCAAAACAUUGUGACAAUGGCGUCGAAAAGAACAUCAACAGUGCCAAGCAGUUUUAAAAAAGCUUCCACCGAGGUUAAAAGCUCGAAAACCGGGGGCAAUGUUAAUAAAGCGAGCGUCAGUGGAACUGGGAAGAAAAGUGUUAAACCAAGUGGGACAAUUGUCAAGUCUCGCUACAUGCAGUCAGCUGAGAAGUCAUCUCUUUCAAAGAGUAACUCACUGACAAAUGAGUCUAUUGCUGUGCCACUGAGGCCUUCCUCACCUAAACCCAGUGGUGUCAAACCGAGAGUGGACACUCCACCCAGACGUUCACUGGCCCCACAGGCUCUAACAACAUCAAUGAUCUCAAAUGAAACUGCCCCUUCACUGCUUGGUAAAAGUAUUCUACAGUCCACUUUCUCAGACGGACACUACUUUCAACCAAAUUUUGAUAUUUCAGUAAUUAAAGCAAAAAAAAUGAUUGAAAAUGCAGUAGAGCCUGAAAGGAAUCCAGAGAUUGAGAAGAGGGACAUUGAGAUGCAAACAUUCCUACUGGCCUACCUCACAGCAAAGAUGGAGAGCAACACUGCGAAGCUCAAGGCUGAGGCUGAGGGAAGGAUCAUGCAGGAGAUGCAGGAAGAAGAGGCGUUGCAUAAUGAGGUCCAGGACAAGAAACGUCAGUACCUCCUCAUGGAGAAGGACAGCCUAGCGAAUGAGCUGCUGGAUUUACAGAUUGCGGCUCUGACUCCCUUGGCAGAAACUGCCAAGCAGUUCACAAAGGACUACAAGUCUUUCGCCACAGCUGUUGACACCACCCGGCAUGAGCUGCCUGUCAAGAACUUCUACAUUGACGGGGACAGAAAGGAAUUCCUAGAUAAAGCUGGGAAUUGCCUGAAGGAGAGUGAGAAGUUGCUAAUGGAGUGCACAGAGGGAGAUCAGAAGGACAACAGCACUUCUCUAGAGUGCCUUCGGGACAUUAAAACAACAUCAAAGAACAUCAGCCAGCAGCUGUCAGGUACAUUCUCAGAGCUGCUGGAGCUGUCAUCGUUGGCCUGCCGCCACACAAUCCAUGUACAGCAGGCCACGGAGGAAGAAAAGCUCGGCACUGCAAGAAUCCACCAGCUCUACUGCCCCAAAAAGUGAAGAAUACCACACAGCAUGAGAUAUGGAGUGUCCCCGUUUCCCCAGUUUACAUAUAUUUGCACCAUUUAUGUCUUGCAUGGUAUGUAUACUGUCUGAUUUCUUUGUAUUAUAUCUUGUAAAUGUUGAAUAAUAAUUUUUAUAGAUUGAAAAUGUGUCAUUACACAAUAAAGAUCUAAAUUAACAAAGAAA
Etheostoma cragini (Arkansas darter) is the source of this 1375-nucleotide messenger RNA. It is a transcript of the gene haus8, whose product is annotated as HAUS augmin like complex subunit 8. The coding region runs from base 83 to 1186 and encodes 367 amino acids. The transcript is spliced from 10 exons. The record is from RefSeq and is a predicted model, not a curated record. Lineage: Eukaryota; Metazoa; Chordata; Actinopteri; Perciformes; Percidae.